This is a messenger RNA of Alternaria rosae, 2109 nucleotides long. RefSeq names its product HLH transcription factor. Lineage: Eukaryota; Fungi; Ascomycota; Dothideomycetes; Pleosporales; Pleosporaceae. Bases 346 to 1977 code for a protein of 543 amino acids. Gene Ontology annotation, biological process: regulation of transcription by RNA polymerase II. Gene Ontology annotation, molecular function: DNA-binding transcription factor activity, RNA polymerase II-specific; protein dimerization activity; RNA polymerase II cis-regulatory region sequence-specific DNA binding. The transcript is spliced from 3 exons. The record is from RefSeq and is a predicted model, not a curated record.
UGCUCUCAGUUCGAUCCCGGAACACAGCUCCGAGUUCCCUCACUCUCCCACAACCACCUCCACGCGAGCACACCCAAACCGACAAACACGAGCCUCCUCUGCCCCAGAUCAGAGGCUUGCUCGUCCCUAUCAGGCGUCACUAGCCAGGCUUCUGAGCUUGCUCGCACUGUCCUUGUGCACAUCAGAUAGCAAGCAUCUGCCAGGAUCCUUAUAGCGACACAGACCGCCUCGUGCUGCAAUCAUCCUGCAAGCUGCGAGCGCGAUCUUUAGUCACUUGCUUAGAUCGACGACAGAUUGUUUCAGAUCAUACACAUCCACGUUCCUGGAAUACUGCAACCCACAGUAAUGCCAAAGCCUACGGACGCUCUCUUCACUCCUCCCUCUUCCUACUCUCCUCAAAAGCCGAUUGCGAGGCUGGACCUUGGCUUCGACUCUCCCUCUGACGACGUGCUAGACGCUGAUAUCUUCAACAUGACUGGCACAGGAUCACCCCAACCAUACAUCAAAGAAGAAGUCGACGAAAUGUCUUUUAACCAACGCUUCCUCGGUCACAACGGCCUUGACAUGAACCACCAAUACGCUAAUGCUCAGUUCGCUGGGCAUGAGAAUGCAAAUGGCAUCAACCCCUCCGAGCUCAACAUGAGCGGAAGCAUGAUGGGCAACCACUUCGCUGGCAACAGCUACAUGCAGGGCGGAGCAGGCAUCGCCGACGACGAACUUGCCGAGUCGCUGGGUACCUUCGAACAACAACCAGGCUUCAACGGCGGCUUCGCCCAGGAGCAGGUGGGCCAACAAGACUACUACCACAGUCACACCAACAACCCAAACAUGAACCAGGUCUACUCAAAUACCCCAGACGACCUGCCCAUUCACAGCCCUUUCAACCACCCUGGAAACUUCGACUUCAACCAGUACCAAUCAGUACCACAGAGGAUGAACUUCCCUGGCAGCAUGCCCAGUGGAUCCAUGCGCCAGCGUAUCACCAUGAGCCGGACUGCUUCUGACAGCCGCGCUCCCAUGUCACCAAAGACCCCUGCCAUGGCUGGUCUCCACCUCGGCACGCCAGACUCAGGCAACUUCACUCAGCCAAUCAUGACCAACAUGCACCGCCAUCAAAAGAGCGUGUCUGGCCAGUGGGACGGCACUCCCGGAAGUGCGCACUCAUGGAUCGACUCGCCCACCGCGUCGCCCCACCAGGGUACCAUGCACCACCAGCAGAUCACCGAUGUCCUGCAUUCCGGCAAGCAUAACUCGCUACCUGCCAAGGUCGAUAUUGGCCAGAACGCAGACGCCAAGAAGCGCCGGCGUAGGGAGUCUCACAACUUGGUCGAGCGCCGCCGACGGGACAACAUCAACGAGCGCAUUCACGACUUGUCUCGUCUUGUACCUCAGCAUCGCCUCGAGGACGAGAAGAUUCGCAAGCACAUCAACAACAAUGGCCCCUUGUCGCCUACCAUGGGCGCCACCGGCAUGUCGCCCCCGCAAGCAACAUCACUUCUCGCUGGUGGCAAUGGAAGGCGGGCCGCUGGUAACAUUACACAAGGACUACCCAUCGAGGAGAAGGACAAGGGCCCGAACAAGGGUGACAUUCUUAACGGUGCUGUCAGCUGGACUCGCGAUCUUAUGUGGAUGCUGUCCAAGAAGCUUCAAGAGUGUGACGAGCUAGCUGCACGACUUCAACAAGCCACUGGCGAAGAGUGGGUCACCGAACAGACUGAAGACGAGAAGCGCAUGAAGACCGAGAUCCUCGAGGCUCUUGAGAAGAACGGCUCAGGUACCUUCCGAUACUCGCGAGGCCCUGGCUCCGGACUCCGAGUGCCCAAGCACACCAACUUGGCCGGUGAACCUAUCAGCGGCGCAUCUCCACAGAGUCUUAGCCCAGGCAUGCAGAGUACCGGUAGCGGUUCUGGAUCGAAUCAGCAGCAGUACUGGUCCAGUCUCAAAGAAGAGGACGAGUACGGCAUGGACAUGAACUGAUCCAAAGCCUACUAGCUGUCUCUAUUCUUCCGGCCUUCUUAUCUCGUUGUCGAUUCCUUCACUAUGAUACCCCGCGAUACCCCGCACCCGUUCCUGCAUCCUGCUUGAUGCAUACGCUAGAGCUGCUACAAU